AGUGUGAUCUACUCGUCGAGGUGGUCGUUUUGAUAUAUACUACUCCUAUUUUCGGCGACAUUUCCGGUACACCAAUUUUUACUGCCACCGAUUGUUAAUGUGCACCGCUUAGGUGAGGUUUCGAAAUCCCAAAUUUUUAAAUAUAGUCAUAUUAUAUGUUGUUGGACUCGGUUUUGAAUGUAGAAUGCGAUGAUGAUAAUUAUUUAACCAUUUGAUGGUAUAGGUGAGAGUAAUAUGUAAGUUUGGACUAAAUAAUUGGAGCUCGGGACUUGAGAGCUUAAGAUCGUCUUUUGGAAAAAAAAUUUAACGACUCGGGAGAGGUAGGGACUUAACUUGAUUUUUGGACUUGAUUUUUAUAUGCGUUGUAUAACAUUAGACAUAUUCCAAUUUUUAUGAUUUACAAAAUUGUUUGAAAAAUUAAAAACUUAAUCUGCAUAUUUUCUGGACUGUUCUGGGGCACUGAGUGCCAAAUAUAUUUUUGUGUGCAAAUAUUUAUGCAGGUUAUGAUUUUGGGGUUUAUUCAAAAUACAGCUGUUAUGCUGCCGAAUUUUCUAGAAAAUAAAAAGGAAUAUGUUCUUUUGUUAUCCUUAUUAUUUGCUGCUUUGGUUAUAUUGAUGAGAGCCAUGUUGAUCAUGUUCGAUGCAUAUUGUUGUUUCACGACCUAGUCUCUGUGUCAUCAUAGGUAGAUCAGGUGUGCACUCACCUGUAGGUGAAAGACCUAGAAUCUGUACAGGAAGUGAAUUAAAUCUGAGCCCCGAUAUUUAUGGUGGAUAUCAGAUGCGACUACCUGGUUUUGGAUGUCGUUUUCUAUGAUUUGGUAUUGAGAGCUAGGGGUCUAGUGGACGGUGUGAUAUGCAUUUGACGUUUGAUUUGUGAUUAUUUGUGGUCUCUCUAUUUUAUUUGUACAUAUUCAUAUUGUUGAUGAGACAUUUUAUUUUUAUAAAGCUAACCAUGCAGGAAUUUUAUUAAACCAAGGGUCCUUUGAUAUUAGUUGUUUUCCUACUGGGCUUCAUAAGCUCACCCGCUAUUUUCUCCCAUUCCGGGAACUCAGUUUGAUGCUAGUGGAUGAGGAUGGUACCGUUGGGAAAGGAAUGUCGUUAUUAGUUUAGUCAUAUUUUACCCUUUCACCUUCUAAUGAGACUGAUUUUGUAUUUAAGAACAAAUGGAUGGUCUGGAUGACUUAAAUUAGCUAUGUACUAGUUAGAAAUGGGAAGUGAUGGAUGCUAGGUAUUAUUUUGGUAUUUUAUUGACUUAUUAAAGCUAUCUAUUUGGUGAUUACAUAACUGUGGGGAUAUUACUGUUAUUUUAUAUUGAUGAGUGAUCCUGAUUUUAUUACUAAUAUUUUCUUAUUAAUAUAGGAGAUAAUCCAUAUCUUUUAAAUUAGUAUUUUGUAAUAUAAAUAAAAGGAUCAUUUAUAAGCUUUAUUUUCCUACAAGGGUCAAAGCGUGACCUUUGACCACCCAAGUUAUGGAUAUUACACAUCUGCCACAGCCUAGGGCUCGGGUCGUGAUAGAAAAAUGGUAUCAGAGCACUGGGUUUAAUUACCUCGGAGUGUGUCACCAAAUAGUUUAGAAUUAUUUUAAAUAAUAAUAGUAAUAAAUAUCUUGGUAUUUAUAUGUAUAAGGCAUAUUUAUAUUAUUAGCAUCCAAUCCUCACUAACUGAUUAGCUUUUGGUUCUCAGACCUAAGAAAAUACCUCCAAAAGGAAAGAAGACAAGGAGAACGGUUGGAGAAGACGCCCCUCAAGCUAAUGUCCAACCUCCACAAGCUGAAUUCCCUAUGAACGCCCUUCUCGAAGCCUUAAGAGCUAUUCCCGCUCAAAAAAUGGAUCCUGCCGCUCGACAAAGUCAUCAUUUUCAGAUCUUUCAUCGGAUUCAAGUGCCUGAGUUUGAGGGUGGACAAGACCCUAUGGUAGCUGAAAGGUGGUUGAGGCAGAUAAAGAAAAAUUUCAACACAAUAGGAACACCUGAGGAAUAUCAAGUUACUUUUGCUGUGUCCAAGUUAGAGGGUGGUGCAUCAGAUUGGUGGGAGACCUUGUCCAGGACAAUGGAAACUGAUGGGAUGACUUGGCGAGAAUUUGAGGAAGUUUUCAGGGAACAAUAUUUUAGUCCAUCUCACAGGAGGGCUCUUAUUGGAGUAUUUGAUGGUCUAAGACAAGGGGAUAUGACUGUGAAUGAAUUUUACAUGAAGUUUGUAGAGCUAUCCUCUUAUGCAUAUCCUGGUGUUGUUGAUCAACCCUUGGUGAUUGAACAGUUCAUGUGUCGUUUGAGGCCUGCGAUACGUGGUCCUAUAGCCCCUUUGACCUUUAACAACCUGACUGAGUGUGUGACAGCAGCCUUGCCAACUGAGGCUCAUGUAGAAGGGAAUGAGAAGAAGAACACAAGCAGAGGAAGAGGAAAUGAAAGAAAGAUGACCAAGAAGAAUCAAGGACAGUGGUCCCAAGGACAACAAUUUAGUGGGGGUAGCACUAGUAGUGGUUCAUCUGGAAAGACUCGUAGUGGACCAUACGGGUGUUUCAGUUGUGGUCAACAAGGUCAUAAGAAGAAAGAUUGCCCGCAACGACAACAAAGAUUUCAAGCAUCUCAUGGAGGACCCAUAGGGAGCUAUGUAGAGUUUACUCCUUUUCAUGGACAGCCCAGGACAAACCAGUCUCAGUCUUCAUCCUAUGGUUUCACACCCCAAUCGGGCCAGCAGUCUCAGUAUCAACAUCAGUUCAGGCCACAAGGUUCAGGGUUCAACAUGGGGUACUCACAAGGUUUCCAAACUCCUGCUCCUAGUGGGAGUCAAAGAGGGUACAAUCAAGGUGGAGGGUCUGGUGCAAGUACAAGCUAUCCUAGUCAGGGAAGGGGAAAGGCAAAAGCAAAGUCAUCCGCUCAAGCCUACGCUCUUGGGGUUGAUGAUGUACAGGGCGGUGCUGACCAGGGAGUUGUUGAUGGUAUGGUUCUUAUCUCACACUCUUGGGCUCAUGUGUUAUUUGAUACUGGUGCAUCGCAUUCCUUUAUAUCUUUGAUGUUUGUUAGUAUGUUGGGUUUGAGUUGGGAAACUUUUAGUCCUGCAUUGCAUUUGAGUGUACCUAUGGGGGGACAUGGUGAGGUAUCCACCAUAUGUAGGUCAGUUUGUAUUGUGUUCGAGGGACACAAGUUGUCUGGAAACUUACUAGUGUUGCAUAUGGGGAAAUUUGAUGUAAUUCUUGGUAUGGAUUGGUUGUCUAAAUACCAAGCUAUUGUGGAUUGUUCACGUAAAAGAGUGACUCUUUUAACCCCUAGUGGUGAUUUCAUUGUUUAUCGAGCCAACAUGAGUGCAGUGAGACAAAAUCCCAUCUUAAGGGCAUGUUUAGGUGGAAAGAGAAACUUAAAGUGUUAUGGGAAUCUGUUUGCGAUCGAUGAUGAGUCUAGGGAUUUAGACCAGUUCCCUUGGAUAUCAGUGGUUAGUGGUUUUCCGGAUGUGUUUCCAGAGGAUUUACCAGGGUUACCACCUGAUAGGGACAUCGAGUUUUGCAUUUAUUUGAUUCCCGGAGCUCAACCAGUUUCUAUUGCACCUUAUCGCAUGGCACCUGCAGAGUUGGUUGAAUUGAAAAAACAAUUAGGGGAGUUAAUGGACAAGGGCUACAUCAGACAUAGUACUUCUCCAUGGGGAGCUCCAGUCUUGUUUGCCAAGAAAGCUGAUGGGACUUUGCGACUUUGUGUCGACUAUAGAAAGCUGAAUCAGAUGACAAUUAAAAACAAAUAUCCUCUACCUAGGAUUGAUGAAUUAUUUGAUCAACUUGGUGGUUCAAAGUUCUUUUCAAAGAUUGAUUUGAGGUCAGGCUACCAUCAAUUGAGGAUUAGGGAAGAAGAUAUCCCUAAGACUGCUUUCAGGACACGGUAUGGACACUUUGAGUUUUUGGUAAUGCCAUUUGGGUUAACGAAUGCACCUGCUGCAUUUAUGGAUCUUAUGAAUAGAGCCUUUAGACCUUUCUUAGAUAAGUUUGUGGUGGUAUUCAUUGAUGAUAUCUUGGUGUAUUCUAAGACACGCGAGGAUCAUGUUGAACACUUGACAAUAGUAUUACAGACAUUGAGAGAUCAUCAAUUAUACGCUAAGAGAGAGAAGUGUGAAUUUUGGAUGACUGAAGUCAAGUUCUUGGGCCAUGUAAUUUCUCAAGAUGGUAUCACCGUUGAUCCUGCAAAGAUAGACUCUAUUCUAUAG
Molecule: messenger RNA, 4184 nt
Organism: Cannabis sativa
Lineage: Eukaryota; Viridiplantae; Streptophyta; Magnoliopsida; Rosales; Cannabaceae
Exons: 1
Coding region: 1779-4184 (801 amino acids)
Biological process (GO): proteolysis
Molecular function (GO): aspartic-type endopeptidase activity; nucleic acid binding; zinc ion binding
Source: RefSeq, a predicted model, not a curated record